Medicago truncatula (barrel medic) is the source of this 813-nucleotide messenger RNA. RefSeq names its product oligosaccharyltransferase complex subunit ostc. The transcript has a single exon. NCBI's taxonomy places the organism in Eukaryota, Viridiplantae, Streptophyta, Magnoliopsida, Fabales, Fabaceae. The coding region runs from base 111 to 638 and encodes 175 amino acids. The record is from RefSeq and is a predicted model, not a curated record. Gene Ontology annotation, cellular component: oligosaccharyltransferase complex.
CUUACAAUCCAUUUUCUUUGGAGUUAUUAGUAUUACGCACUCAUAUGCUGACAUAAAUAACCUCAGCCAGCAUACUCUUCUCUUCCGCGGUGCCUUAACCCGACCCGAAAAUGAAAUCCAAAUCAGAAAACCCGGUUCAACAAACCACCACCGUCACCGAUCCAUCCUCCGCCGCAUCAAUCGAUCCCAUCUUCCACCUCCUCCGCAUCCUCCCCUUCUCCUUCCUCCGCCCACCACGCCUCCGUCUCAAACUCCCAUCCUUCUCCCUCCCCUCCUCCAACCUCGUCUUCGCCCUCGUCCUCCUCACCUACUUCAUGGUCGUCUCCGGCAUCGUCUACGACAUCAUCGUCGAACCACCCGGUAUCGGCUCAAUGCAAGAUCCCUACACCGGCGCCGUUAAGCCAGUCGUCUUCAUGUCCGGACGUGUUAACGGUCAGUACAUCAUUGAAGGUCUCUCAUCAGGAUUCAUGUUCGUGCUUGGUGGAAUUGGGAUUAUUAUGCUGGAUCUUGCUCUUGAUCGAAACCGGGAUCGCUCUGUCAAGGCUUCUUAUGCUACUGCUGGUAUUACCAGUGUUGUCAUUGCUUAUGUUAUGAGUAUGCUCUUCGUUCGUAUCAAGAUCCCGGCUUAUCUUAGUUAAAUUUGGUUUUGUUUCAUGAAUUUGUAGUUUGAGUUAAUUUGAGAAUUUAGGUUGCUGAAUUGAAAUGGUUAUAGUAAUUGGAUCUUAUUUUGUUAUAUUUAUAUAAUAAGUACUCUAAUUGGUUUGGUAUACUUGAAAUUCGGGUUAACAUAUUUAGGAUGAAUUGUUGUGGUUA